Molecule: messenger RNA, 1779 nt
Organism: Folsomia candida
Lineage: Eukaryota; Metazoa; Arthropoda; Collembola; Entomobryomorpha; Isotomidae
Exons: 2
Coding region: 25-1566 (513 amino acids)
Source: RefSeq, a predicted model, not a curated record
GAGGAAAAGGAAACUUUCACAAACAUGUUAAAUAGUUUGAACUCUGACGCUUCAACCCCCCAAUCAAUUGGAAACACGGUGGAGGACACAUUACGAAAGAGAGGUUACAAUUCAAAUCUUGGUACAAACUUUGCUCAAGAAAUGGCAGGGCAAAGCACAUAUCUCAAGUUUUUUGACGACAUGACAACGCGUGUCUCAUCUGCAAAAAAGUACAGAGAUGUUUGGCUACAACCAAUCAAAUCCUGGAUUGACGACAAAAUGGAAAAACGUUCUGCAUGGUACGAUUUCAUCUCCUCCAUGAAAAACGAGCUUAGUGGGUAUGAAUUCCAUCGGAAAAAGAAACCAAUGAGUGAAAUUGGGAGCAUUCCAUCUGCAAUAGAUAUCGCAUUCCUUGAGAGGAUUGGGCUCACAACGAUGAGCAAUAGUUACAAAGAUAUUUUAAGAAAUAGUCAAUCACUCAUCAAUGCCAGAGAUGAAGAAACAUUCCACGACAUUCUUAAAGAAACAUUGGAAGAAACCGUGGUCACUUGCGACGGAAACAAGAUGACUGUCACAGGAACGUUCGUCAAAGCCUCUGAAUUCAUGACAAAUGAUCUAUUCAAUUGCGGAAGUUCGACCAAUGUCGUCUUGGUUUUUGCUCGAAGGAAGAUUUUCAUGGACAUGGGCAUUUCCUCAAAUCAUAGGACCAUUCCUGAAUUGUACUUCAUUUCCCCGCACUACGAAAUUGUUAAAGGGUCCGGUUCGGUCAGAAUUAGUUUGGACGGGGAAUCUGCGCCUGAGCUUGGUCCUAGCGAAAAGAAAGCUGCAGAUGGGUCACCUGGCGGUCAUGAUGGUCAAAGGGGACAACCAGGACGGGCUGGAAUUUCAGGAGGACGCUUUGUUGGCAUAACGGAUGAAGCAGUGGGCGGCACUCUGUACGUUACAGCGAACGGUGGGCGUGGAAGUGGGGGGCAGGCUGGGGGAUCUGGGACGGAAGGUACCAAAGGGGGUGAUCAUUAUUACGCGGAAUUUCCAACAUGCCAGAGGGGUGCAGGAGGACUUCGCAAUUAUUGCAGCCAAGUAACAAACGGCUGGGCAGUUGGUUACGAGUAUUGGUGUUACAAGUAUGGUGACCCUGGAUCCAAUGGUGGAAAUGGUGGUGCGGGUGGCAAGUCUGGAGGUGGGGGUUUUCAAGGGGAGGUUCAAGUCAUUAAUGCUGCCGGUGGGAAUGCACUCCCCGUUACCACAGAAGCAAGACAAGGAAACGAUGGAGAAGAUGGGAACGGAGGUAGCGGUGGUGAAGGAGGCCUACGUGGAGUGGGUACUUCGGCUUUUAUGUAUACAGAUGGUGGGUUAAUUUGUGGCUAUAAGAACAUCAAUAGUAGCCCUUCAACAGAACGUUCUAGACAUGGCGAUACCGGAGCCAAGGGAGGAAACAGAGAUGGAGGAAAUUGGCAACCUGCGAGACAAAACUUUGUAACGGAUGCGAAAUCCGUGGCGAAUCAGUUUGUUACAUAUGCAAAAGAUAAGUUGGUAGGGACUUGGGGCAAUGAUUUUGUCAAUCAAGUCGCAGGUCUUAAUUUGUAAUCUUAAUCCAUGCAUUCUUCUUCAAACUUAAUUUGUAAGUUGAAUGUUAAACUUAAUAGCAUUUUUUUGCAAAUCAUUUGAUGUGUAAGGUAUUGAGUGCUACCUAUGAUAUAUUUGAAUUAAUUGAGAUUAAUAAUUUGAAUUGGCUUUGAAAUUAAAUAAUGAAUCAUAAAUGACGUAGGGAUUAAAAAAUAAAGUAAACUAUCGAAAAAA